Motacilla alba alba is the source of this 2525-nucleotide messenger RNA. Its product is annotated as ATP-dependent RNA helicase DHX8. Gene Ontology annotation, cellular component: catalytic step 2 spliceosome; intracellular anatomical structure. Gene Ontology annotation, biological process: spliceosomal complex disassembly; mRNA splicing, via spliceosome. The annotation marks the transcript as partial. NCBI's taxonomy places the organism in Eukaryota, Metazoa, Chordata, Aves, Passeriformes, Motacillidae. Gene Ontology annotation, molecular function: RNA helicase activity; ATP binding; RNA binding. The transcript is spliced from 13 exons. The record is from RefSeq and is a predicted model, not a curated record.
CCAGAUGGUUCCCUGUCCCAGGCUGCCAUGAUGCAAAGUGCUUUGGCUAAAGAGAGGCGAGAACUGAAACAAGCGCAGAGAGAAGCAGAGAUGGAUUCCAUCCCCAUGGGGCUCAACACGCACUGGGUGGAUCCUCUCCCUGAUGUGGAUGGAAGACAAAUAGCUGCAAACAUGCGAGGUAUUGGGAUGAUGCCAAAUGAUAUCCCAGAGUGGAAGAAGCACGCGUUUGGUGGCAACAAAGCUUCGUAUGGUAAGAAGACCCAGCUUUCCAUCAUUGAGCAGAGAGAGAGUCUGCCAAUCUUCAGGCUGAAGGAGCAGCUGAUCCAAGCUGUGCAUGACAACCAGAUUCUGAUUGUUAUUGGAGAGACGGGAUCUGGGAAAACAACCCAGAUUACCCAGUACCUGGCUGAGGCAGGAUAUACGUCCAGAGGAAAGAUUGGAUGUACUCAGCCUCGCAGAGUGGCUGCAAUGUCUGUUGCAAAGAGGGUGUCAGAGGAAUUUGGCUGCUGCUUGGGCCAAGAGGUUGGUUACACCAUCCGUUUUGAAGACUGCACCAGCCCUGAGACUGUCAUCAAAUACAUGACAGAUGGCAUGUUACUGAGGGAGUGCCUGAUAGACCCAGAUCUCAGCCAGUAUGCCAUCAUCAUGCUGGAUGAGGCCCACGAGAGGACCAUCCACACAGAUGUGCUCUUUGGGCUCCUGAAGAAGACGGUGCAGAAACGGCAGGACAUGAAGCUGAUCGUGACAUCGGCCACUCUGGAUGCUGUGAAAUUCUCUCAGUAUUUCUACGAAGCACCAAUCUUCACCAUUCCUGGCAGGACAUACCCAGUAGAAAUUCUGUACACCAAAGAGCCAGAGACAGAUUAUUUGGAUGCCAGUCUGAUUACAGUCAUGCAGAUCCAUUUAACAGAGCCACCAGGUGACAUUUUGGUCUUUCUAACUGGCCAGGAAGAGAUUGACACUGCCUGUGAAAUCCUCUAUGAGAGGAUGAAAUCUCUAGGACCCGAUGUUCCGGAGUUAAUUAUCCUCCCAGUGUAUUCAGCUUUGCCCAGUGAAAUGCAGACCGGGAUCUUUGACCCGGCCCCACCAGGGAGCAGAAAGGUUGUCAUUGCCACCAACAUUGCAGAGACAUCUCUGACUAUUGAUGGAAUCUAUUAUGUGGUGGAUCCUGGCUUUGUGAAGCAGAAAGUUUAUAACUCCAAGACUGGAAUCGACCAGCUGGUGGUGACACCCAUUUCCCAGGCUCAAGCCAAGCAGCGUGCAGGCAGGGCUGGCAGGACAGGCCCAGGAAAAUGCUACAGGUUGUACACAGAACGUGCCUACAGAGAUGAGAUGCUGACCACCAACGUGCCUGAAAUCCAGAGAACCAAUCUGGCCAGCACAGUGCUCUCCCUGAAGGCUAUGGGCAUCAAUGAUUUGCUGUCCUUUGACUUCAUGGAUGCUCCCCCCAUGGAAACUCUGAUUACUGCCAUGGAGCAGCUCUACACCCUGGGAGCUCUGGAUGAUGAGGGGCUGCUCACUCGACUUGGGCGUAGGAUGGCAGAAUUCCCCCUGGAGCCGAUGCUGUGUAAGAUGUUGAUCAUGUCCGUGCACCUGGGAUGCAGCGAGGAGAUGCUGACAAUUGUCUCCAUGCUGUCUGUGCAGAAUGUGUUCUACAGGCCAAAGGAUAAACAAGCACUUGCUGACCAAAAGAAAGCCAAGUUCCAUCAAACAGAAGGUGACCACCUGACGCUGCUGGCGGUGUACAAUUCCUGGAAGAACAACAAGUUUUCGAACCCCUGGUGCUAUGAGAAUUUCAUCCAGGCCCGGUCCUUACGCCGGGCUCAGGACAUUCGCAAGCAGAUGUUGGGCAUCAUGGACAGGCAUAAGCUGGAUGUGGUGUCCUGUGGGAAGGCCACAGUUCGGGUCCAGAAGGCCAUUUGCAGUGGCUUCUUCAGAAAUGCAGCCAAGAAGGAUCCCCAGGAAGGCUACAGGACGCUCAUUGACCAGCAGGUUGUCUACAUCCACCCCUCCAGUGCUCUCUUCAACAGGCAGCCUGAAUGGGUGGUGUAUCACGAGCUGGUGCUGACCACCAAGGAGUACAUGCGGGAGGUGACGACCAUCGAUCCUCGCUGGCUGGUGGAGUUUGCCCCAGCUUUCUUCAAGGUCUCUGACCCCACCAAGCUGAGCAAGCAGAAGAAGCAGCAGAGGCUGGAGCCCCUCUACAACCGCUACGAGGAGCCCAACGCCUGGAGGAUCUCCCGCGCCUUCCGCCGGCGCUGAGCUCGGCGCCCGCUGCGUCUGCUGCUGCCGUGCCCGCGGCACCGGGGCCGGGCGCUGCUGCCGGCGGCCCGGGGGACACGCGGUGCCCUGCAGCUCACCCGUGCAGCGCCAGCUCGGGCAGCACGGCAGCUCCAGGGGCGGCCCAGAUGUGCUGCAGCUGCACGGGCCGCCGCGGCCUCUCGCCAGUGGGCCUUGGAGCACUCGAGGGGUUCCCCUUCCAGGAGACAAAAUCUGAGCCUCGGGAGUCUGGGGGCUGAGCUGAG